AGUCGACAUACACAAUGAGGGAUUUCCAGAUUUCAAUUUUAUGAUUCACCUCAUCGUCCCCCCGCCUGCCUGCCUGCCUGCCUGCCUGCAAGUGCCUAAACUGGUCUUUUGCCCAUUAAAGGUUUAAGGCUUAUUUAUGUUUAAUACUGAAGUGUUCUGGCUCGCAUGAGCAUCACAUCAGAAAUAACUGCUGUGCUUGUGAAAUUAGCCUGCCAUCUUCAAAACAGUGACAAGAAAAGGUCUGCCGAUACUAGUAGCUCUCCUGAUGGAGUAGUUUUAACAAGCAAUGAAGCAUGCAAUCAAGGAAUUUCUUUGCUGAACAAGUCAAUAAAUACUCGUGAAAGACCUGGGUUUUUAGAUGUUGCACUCGCUUUACUCUGCUAUGAAGCGCGUGAUGUAUGCAAUUCAACGAUUAGAAUUUUGGUGGACACCCUUAUCUCUGCUCUAUUAUCAUCAAUAUCUUGCAAGGUCUUGCUACAGGACCCAUGCAGAAGCUUGGGUGGAAAUGACAGUGUGAGACAAGAGACUCAUUCGAUAUUGCAAACGUAUGGGAUAAUCAAUCAAGUAGUUGAUUCCAAUUCUGAACAACCAUUCAUUCAUAAUGAGAAGUUCCUGCUUGUUGGUUCAUUGAUAUCAUUUGAUGAUUGUCCAAAAUUGGUGGAAGCAUGUCUGGAUGUUCUCAAAAAGUUAGAAGAACAUGGUUAUGCUUCUGGUUUUCUGGCUGAUGCAGUUUUGAGAGUAGCAACAUCAGUAUCCUGCUAUAAGUGCUGCUUCCCAUUAUCAUCCACGGUUUUUGAAAAGUCAACAAAGAGAGGAAAUAGUUCCUUUUUGAACUUUCACUAUUUUUUGACGGAAGGAACUUUGAAAGAAAACAAUAAAGAGUCAUCUAGGUUGCUUUCGUGGUAUCUGGAGCCACUGUCUCUUAAGCAUGAUAUAUCAAUUAUAUUGCACGAGAUUGCUCAAAGACCAUUCAUAUGCCUGAAGACUGAAUUUCAUCAGAGAAAGACUUGGCGUUCAGUACUAAUAAGCUUGGUAACUUCCCCUAUCAUGUAUAUCGAAACAAGGGCACUGUUGCAUAACUGGUUUCUUGCAUCGGGGUCAUCGUCUAUACUGGAGCUUCGUAGUGGACUAGUCUCUUCUGUCUUAGAUAUUCUUUCAAAUCCAAUGCGGUGGGGCAUAUCUUUGGAUAUGGGAUUAAGAUUACCAUUAUUUCAUACCCUCUUUCCCCAUAAGCUGCAAACUCUACUAAGGAUAUUGAGUGGACCAAUUUCAUGCUGCAAUCUGUUGCAUUUGGUCGAUCUAUUGCAAAGCAAUGUUCAUAUUUCGAAACAGUUGGUCUUAGAUGCAGAUCCCCAUGCAUAUGAUGAUAUCAAGCGCACAAACAAAAUGUUGGUCUAUCAGAACACUAUAUGGGCGCUCUUGCUUGAUUUCCCAGUUUGGUUCUACUUUUCAGCCAUGGCACUCUUCCAAAGAGAACAUUCGUUGAAGUGCCAGUCAAAAUGCAAAUCAAAUGCCAGUCAUGAAAAUCAAACUUGUAAUCUAUGUCAAGCUGCUGCAAAGUUCCUUGGGUGGGUCCUGAGUCCCUUGCGGGCAGCCCACAUCAAUAUGGUAAAUCGAUUUAUUGAAGUAUCAAAAUCUUGGAUCAAACUCAAUGAAGCUGGCAUCCAUCGGUCACAUUUUCUUAAGGAGAAAAAACGCAAGCAGUCCUUGAUUGAGAAUGACAUGAGAAACGAGUCCCAUACCCGGGCACUGAGAGGCUGGCUUGAAGACUUCCACAUGCUAUGUGGUGAUUACUGCAAUGAAACUGAAUUUUCUCCUCCUAGAGAGAGAAUUAAAGUUGGACAUAGAUUGAGCACCGGAGAGAGAGUUCCAUUGUCUUGCUCAGAACCUAGUUUAUUGUUUAGAAAGAUACUCUUAGGUGUUUUUGUUGGGAAUGCUUGCACCUUAGAAGACUGGGAUUGCAUGCUGCUGUUCCAUUAUAUAGUGACAAGUAGAAUCCUCUCAUCCAAUAAAAAACACUCAAGGAUCAAACUACUGUCUAAACUACCCGAUAAUCAGGAAUCAAAUGAAUGGUCAGUCAGACAUUGCAUACGAGGUGUUGCUCUUGUGUUUGACUUGGGUGAAAUACUAGAAGACAUGUCACAGGUCAUGUUUGAGGAUGACAGUGAAAGUGUGGACUUUGUUGGCAAAGCCAAAGCAAAGGCUGAAACUUAUUUAUGUAAUUGCAUUGAGCCUCUACUCUUGCAAAGGGAAGGUGACAUGCAAAAUGUGACUAUGCUAAUGGAUCUGCAUUGUAGAUUAGUCAAGUGGACACAAGAAGGGAGAGGGGCCUUUGUUGGAUCUAAUAAGUAUGGCAAUGUCAUUCGAGCCUUGGAUUCCAAAAUAUCUUUUCUGCAAGGGAAAGCACAGACUUUUGAGAUGUAAGCUUAAUGAGCUCAUAGCAGCUUGCCAAGAGUAAAAAAGAUGAACCAUAGAUGUUACUUUGUCAUUAAGGUCCAAAAUGUAAUAUUUAAGAUGUAUUUUAAUAGCUUAAGAUAAUAUGCAUUUCAAUCCCCACUCUUCUAACUCAGAGCAUGUAUGUUGUGCUCCUGUGGGAGCAUACUGUU
Messenger RNA from Amborella trichopoda, 2606 nucleotides. Its product is annotated as acyl-CoA synthetase family protein. Lineage: Eukaryota; Viridiplantae; Streptophyta; Magnoliopsida; Amborellales; Amborellaceae. The record is from RefSeq and is a predicted model, not a curated record.